Molecule: messenger RNA, 2074 nt
Organism: Cyphomyrmex costatus
Lineage: Eukaryota; Metazoa; Arthropoda; Insecta; Hymenoptera; Formicidae
Gene: Arp5
Product: Actin-related protein 5
Exons: 7
Coding region: 47-2074 (675 amino acids)
Source: RefSeq, a predicted model, not a curated record
AUUACUUUUAUAUUAAUUAAAUGUUUCCCAAGUGUAUCCUGGUAGAAUGGAAAUGGAAUUGAUUGAAUUAAAAGAUAUAAAGACCAUAUCGGAUAUAAUACACAUUUAUCCGGAACGAGUAAAGUCUGAGUGUACACCACUCGUUAUUGACAAUGGAUCCUACAAUUGUAGAGUUGGUUGGGCUACUGAAAAAGAACCACAAUUGAUAUUCAAGAAUCUCAUAGCGAAACCAAGAAAGGAACGUGGUAAAAAAGAUGGGGAACCUCAAGUAGGAAAUGAUAUAGCAAACAUCGAAGCUGUUCGAUUUCAAUUAAAAACUCAAUUUGAUCGAAAUGUAGUAACGCAUUUUGAGGCUCAAGAACAGAUAUUUGAUUAUACAUUUACACACAUGGGUAUAGAUACAGAAGGCGGCGUAAAUCAUCCAAUUAUAUUGACAGAAGCAUUCCUCAAUCCUAAUUAUUCUCGUAACUUGAUGGCAGAAUUAUUAUUUGAAUGUUAUAAUGUACCAUCAGUGACCUAUGGAAUUGACUGCUUAUUUUCAUAUCAGCAUAACAACUGUCCACCUGAUGGUCUAAUAGUUAGUGUAGGCUAUCAUACAACUCAUAUAAUACCAAUACUAGAUGGGAAAGCAGAUGCUAUGAACGCAAGAAGAAUCAAUGUUGGUGGAUUUCACAUCACAUCGUAUAUGCAUAAACUCCUUCAAUUGAAAUAUCCAGUGCAUGUUAAUGCAAUAACACUUAGUCGAGCAGAGGAAUUGAUACAUGAGCAUUCGAUGAUUGCUUUAAACUAUCAAGAAGAAUUAUCCAAAUGGGCAGAUGCAGAUUAUUAUGACAUACAUGUUUUAAGAGUGCAAUUACCAUACAUUGCACCAACCACUGCUCCCGGUCUGACGCUUGAGCAACAGAAAGAAAGAAAACGAGAAUUAGCACGGCGAUUAAUGGAAAUUAAUGCGAGAAAGAGAGAAGAAAGAUUAGCAGAAGAUGAAGAGCAACUUAAUCAAUUGCUAGCAGUUCAAGAUCUUCUAGAAGAAGGCGAAAUCGAUGAAUUUGACCAGGCAUUGAAAUCUUACUCUCUUGCAAAUGAAGCUGAUUUAAUAAAAAUGAUAAAUAAUCUACAAGCAAAAGUAGAAAGAACCAGACAGAAAAUCGUUGCUGCUAACUCACAAGAGGAAAAUAUAGUGAUGGAAGAGAAACCUAAAAUUAAGUCAAACUUUCAUCCUAGGGAUCAACAGGACUUUGAUGAAUGGAUAACUGGAGUUAGAAAAAAAAGACAAGAAAUAUUAGACAAACGCAUGGCAAAAAGACAACGAAGGCAAGACAUGGCAAAGCGAAGAACAGCCGCCGCACAGGAAAGGAUGCGUAUAAUUAGUCAGUUAGCAAAAAAAGAAAAGCGCGAUGACGAUUUUGGCAUGCGAGAUGAAGACUGGGACGUAUACAAAGUCAUAAAUAGGGAAGGCGGCGAUUCAGAUUCAGAAUUAGAACAGGAAAAACUGCUAGAAUUGGAAGAUGUGUUACGUCAUCACGAUCCAGAAUUCGAUAGUGCAGGAUCUAGCGUUCCUAUGGUUCCUGGGGAAACUCAUCAGCUUCAUGUAGGCGUGGAACGUUUACGGGCACCAGAAUUGUUAUUUCAACCAUCUAUGGUUGGUUCUGUAGAAGCUGGGAUUGCCGAAACAAUCGAAUUUGUUUUAAAACAGUACCCUUCUGUAGAACAAACGCGUCUUGUAAGCAAUGUAUUUCUUACCGGUGGAUCCACAGCUUUCCCAGGAUUAUUAGAAAGAUUAAAACGUGAAUUACGCGAAAUGAGACCUUUUGGAUCAAACUUUCAAGUAAAUAUUGCAAAAAAUACCAGUUUAGAUGCCUGGUAUGGUGCAAGAGAUUUCGGCUUGAAUGGUAAUUUUCCUGAGUAUUUAGUCAGUCGCAAAGAAUACGAGGAGAAAGGUGGAGAGUAUUUUAAAGAACAUUCGACAAGUAAUACUUACACUCGAUCACCCGAUCCCUUGCCGAUAAUACAAGUACCUGUAGCAUCUGAGCAAGUAAUCGUAGAGGAUGCUAUAGUUGAUGUCGAAAUUGAGUAA